AUGGCUGUAUCUGAACGAGACAUUCCUCGCCUUCAACAGAUCAUCAACGUUGCUUUACGCAAUGGUGCCAGCAUCCAUCAGAUAGUCAAUAAAUUAGAGGAUGCCCUUGAGGGUGCUUACCAUCCUCGGGGAUAUGAUGCGACUGACCUGGAUAUUGCCACCCUUGUCUACAGGCUUGGUGGUCGUCAACUUCUCUUCGCGCUAAACCAGAAACUUGCUAUCCCUUCCCUUCGCACACUCCGCACUCGAGCUGUCUUCACCGUUAUCACUCCCACAAUUGGGACCAUUCGUAACGAGCAUUUCGACAACAACAUUCAUGCCGUUGUUCUUAGUAGCCGCACGGAAUCUGUCUUGUGUGGUGUCAGUCUUAUGAUUGACGAGAUUGCACUUGAGGAGAUGGCCGUCCAUUUCAGCAAGUACAACAAGGUCGGCGGUCUAUGUUGGAAACACUCACACCUAGUCGAUCCUGUUCUCCGCACUUACGAAUCUGCAGUCAACAUUGCACAGAGGAUCCAUGAUGGUCAUGUCCAUCUGGGCAAGGAACUAACUGUUAUGGGGGCCUCGUGUUUUGGCCGGGACGAGAUAUUCCCCAUCUUAGCUGCUCCCACUUGCAAGAGCGAGAACGCCAAUGACAUGGAGCAGAUCCUCACUGAAGCAAUUGAUCGAUGGAAUGCCACUGGGGCGGCGGCGCAGGUCGGACCAGUCUGGUCAGUUGCCACUGAUGGCGAUGCUACUCGCCGUGCUGCUGGCCAUAGGCUGUUUGUCAAGAGUCCGCUCUCUGAGAGCUCGGAUUUGUACGGUACACUCAUCAACAUGCCGGGAUUGAAUCUGUUCACAGGCAAUAAUGAGGUGACACUUGAUUUCGACUUCAAACACAUAUUCAAGCGUAAGUAUAUGCACUCUCCUUCGAUCUCCGCGGGUGUCGUACUCAAUAACGGUCGCAUCAUUAACUCGAUGAUGCUUGCACGGUAUCUCGUGUGGCUACCUGCCUUUGACAAAGCAGCUGUCACCAAACUUCUCUACCCAGACGAUCCUCAAGAUGUCCCUCGUGGAGUCGAGCUCAUGUUUGCCAUUAUCAAGUUCUCCAAAUCUCAGCAUGCCAUUGUCAACGACUCGUUUUCGACCGAUAUCGACACUCGCGCAGAUCUCCAAUCAAUUGCUCUUCUUAGUGCUCUUCUAGAGUCCAUCCUCCUGCCUUUUACCAAUCUUUCUCUCUCCCUGUCCGAACAAUUCAUGCUGCUCAGUCGGUACUCUCAUCUUGCUUUCGCCUUCUUCCACGCGCAUUGA
Messenger RNA from Suillus discolor, 1287 nucleotides. RefSeq lists its product as uncharacterized. Lineage: Eukaryota; Fungi; Basidiomycota; Agaricomycetes; Boletales; Suillaceae. The transcript has 2 exons. The coding region runs from base 1 to 1287 and encodes 428 amino acids. The record is from RefSeq and is a predicted model, not a curated record.